AUGGAUACUUGCCCGCGGAUUCUUCUGCUGCUGCUGCACUCCGCUGCCGUCUUGUCCUUGUCCACACAUGUGGCGUUGGUCUACCCCCAGGAUCCCGUCCUCCGCGUGGGCUCCGAUCUGACAGCUAGCUGUUGGGUGCACCCGGACGCCGGGCUCCACGCCAGUUCACUGUACUGGACGCUCAAUGGCCAACGACUACCCAUUUCCAUGUACAGAACGCUGAGCUCCACCAACCUCAGUGUGACACUUAGCGGCCUGAAUGCAUCACGACAGACGUCCGGCGACAAUCUGGUGUGCCACAACCAUGAGGGACACAUACUGGCAGGCUCCUGCAUCUAUGUCGGAAUGCCCCCAGAGAAGCCUCUCAAUUUGACGUGCUGGUCGCGGAACACCAAAGACCUAACGUGCAGUUGGACGCCAGGAGGGAAAGGGGAAACCAGCAUUAGCACCCAGUACUUGCUCAAGUAUAAGCUCAGAUGGUACGGCAAGGAGAAGGAGUGCGAGGACUCCACCCACUCGCAGCCGUUCUCGUGCAGCAUCACUCGCGACCUGCACCUCUUCACCCCUUACGAGAUCUGGGUGGAGGCGUCCAACCAACUGGGCCGCGCCGCUUCCGACGUCAUCACGCUGGACAUUCUAGACGUUGUGACCACAGAUCCCCCUGCGGGGGUGACGUUGAGCCGCGUAGGGCAGUUGGAGGAUCAGCUGAGCGUUCGCUGGGAUGCCCCACCGGGACUCAAGGACUUCCUCUUCCAGGCCAAAUACCAGAUUCGCUACAGACUGGAGGACAGCCAAGACUGGAAGGUGAUGGAUGAUGUCGGCAACCAGACUUCUUGUAGGCUGGCGGGACUCAGACCUGGAACGGUUUAUUUCGUGCAGGUCCGUUGUAACCCGGUGGGUAUCUACGGUUCCCGCAAAGCUGGAAUCUGGAGUGAGUGGAGUCAUCCCACUGCGGCGUCCACACCACACAGUGAGCGAGCGGUGUCAGGCUCAUGCGACCCCAAGUCGAGCGGGGACUCCAAUUCGACGCUUCGCCGCGAGUUGAAGCAGUUCUUCGGCUGGGCACGCAAACACGCCUACGGCUGCAGCAGCAUGUCCAUAAAUCACUACGACCAGUGGCGGAUGCUCAUGCAGAAGUCGCACAAAGCACGCAACCAGGUUCUCCAAGGGGAUAAGUCGUAG
Molecule: messenger RNA, 1182 nt
Organism: Nerophis lumbriciformis (worm pipefish)
Lineage: Eukaryota; Metazoa; Chordata; Actinopteri; Syngnathiformes; Syngnathidae
Source: RefSeq, a predicted model, not a curated record